GAAACAAUUUCGCUUUGAAUCUCAACCGCGAGUUAAGUGACAAAAAUUAAUUGGGACACAAAAACAUCCUCAAAAUCUAAUCUAAUAUUGGGAUAUCUUCUGAAUCUCACUUUUUUCGUUUCUUUAAUUAUUUUUUCUCCAAAACCUCAAUCUCACAUUUUUUUAACCCAAAAUUCUCUCCAAAUCUCAUCCUCUCCAACUCCAUGCAAUGUGCAUAGCAUGCACAAACCCCACUUUUACCUCCCACGCAAAUAAUUUUGACUAUUCUCUCCUCCGAUCCCUUCUCCUUCCUCUCCACAUCUCACCGCUCCCCAUACUCCCAUGGAGGAGCGGACUCCAUCAUUUUCAUUGCCACAAUCGCCUAAAGUUGACCCCAAUCAGAACCAACUCUGCAAACUCCAAUUGGAAAACAUCAACAAUAAUGGAACCUAUGUUAUCCAAGUCCCUAGGGACCAAGUCUACCGUGUACCUCCUCCAGAAAAUGCCCGAAUCGCUGAGAAAUAUCAGAAAACAACUGUAAAAGUCGAUAGAAAGAGACGAUGUUGGAUCUACGCAAGAAUUGUUAUGUACAUUGGCAUUGUUUUAUGCAUUGGUUGCCUCCUAAUUGGCUUUUACAUCAUGUUAAAUAAGCCUAAGGAUCCAAGAUUCGUAAUCCAACAGUUUAGUUUCCAGAACGGAACCAAUCCAACAUACAACAUCACUUUACAAGUCCACAAUCCAAAUUCAAAAGCAGGGAUUUUGUACAAAGAAGGGCAGGUUUCACUCUCGGCAAAGCAACAAGAAAUCGCAUCGGGUGCAUUUCCAACUGUCUUUCAAGAACAUUGUAGCUCAACGACGAUGACGUUAAAAUUGAAAGAGUUGAAAGAUAAUAACCUACCUAAAGAAGUCCAAGAGAGCGUGACAAAUGUGAACAAGAAAGUGCAUGUCACGUUUUCUUUAACCAUGCAAUAUCAUGCAGGAAUCACAACAUGGAAGUUACGUGAUGGGAAAAAGAAAUACCAUGUUUUGUGCCAAGUAACGGUGGAUUCAUUAACCGAAGACACAAAUGUUUUAUCUCAAGAUUGUCAAACCCUACUAUAACACAGCAACUUGCGCCUCCAGAGUUAGGUGGGGUGUUGUUUUCUGAUCUCUUGGUUCUUGAACACCUAUUGUCAACCUUUGGUCAUUGAGAAUUUUGAUUCUUAGAUUUAUCUAUUUGUUAGGUGAUGUAAAAUUUUCAUAUCUUGGAUAUUGUUUGGUUUAACCAAACAUGUGAUAUUUUAA
Molecule: messenger RNA, 1263 nt
Organism: Arachis ipaensis
Lineage: Eukaryota; Viridiplantae; Streptophyta; Magnoliopsida; Fabales; Fabaceae
Product: NDR1/HIN1-like protein 13
Biological process (GO): defense response to other organism
Cellular component (GO): plasma membrane
Source: RefSeq, a predicted model, not a curated record